AUGGAUGUGGAUAUAACGGACGAGGAAUAUGUAAUUCAAAGGGCCAAACAUGCAUUUACUAUUAGUCCUUUGAAAGCGAAAGCUUGGAUGAUAACCGCAAAAACGUUAUAUCCUAAUAAUUUUGGCGUGCAGUUUGAGGCAUAUUUUAUUGAGAAAAAUGCGGGACAUGUUAAGGAAGCCGCUAGAUGCUUCAGUGACCUCAUAGGAAAAUUUCAACAACAACCAGAACUAUUAAAGGAGAUUGAAAAGGUUACUACAGCUUUAAGAGCUGAAAGUGAUACAAAUGAUACUGAAAAACAGUUUUUAUGUGAAAUGUUUAAACAUAUUUCCUCAGAUGUUCAGCAUAAGUUGCUUUUAUGCACUGCAGAUAAUUGUGAGGAUACCAUGGAACAUUGUAGAUUAUUAUUACUACUUCUACAGAGAUUUCCAACUGCCAUUUCAAGUAAUGGGCCAAGAUUAGUGGAUACAUUAAUAUCUGCUGAAAAACACAGUGAAGAUGGCCAUAUGCCUACAAAUGCAUAUAGAAAAUUAUUGGUUGGUGAAUUAUUACCUUUGCUUGCCCAUGAUAACAUUAUAGUGGAUUUGUCUCCUAAAAUGCUUUUUAAAUUGUUGAAUAAAUCAAUUGAGUUUUACCUUUGUUAUUUAGGACUUCCACAAACAUCCUUACAAGAAAGUGAAGGGAAAAUGGAUGAUCCUUGGAAAAAAUUAUUUGCAAUUGUGGAAUUUAUAGGAAAUCAGUUAGGUUGGGAACCAGGUCUUAUUAAUUUUAGGAACAAUUGGUCUAAGGAAGCAUACUGGCAGAAAAUAUUAAACUAUCACCAAACAAAUAAUGAUGAAAAACCUUUACUUUUCUGUAUAUCAAUAUUUUUUAUGUUGUGUUUGCAUGAUUACAGUUCUAGCUUAAAUCCAGAAUCUAGUCCAGGACAAAUACCAACUACUUUUGUCCUAGUGGAAGCUUUUAAUGACAAAAAUCUUCCCAAUCCAGUGGCAGAGACAAAAGGUAAAAAGCGAAAAUCUGAUGGUGAAUAUACACAACCGCACAUAACAGUGGAAAAUCCAAAGUUUAAAACAAUGCAUAAUAAUUUUUUGAUGUGUUUAAACUGUUGGGAUCUUAUUAAUUCUUCUGAAAUUUUACAAAGAGAAUUUCCAAAAUUAAGUGCAAAUUUAAAAUUGGAUACCUGGAUAUCAAAUUUCCUAAUUGACUAUGCUAUUUAUAAGGGCAAAUAUGAGGAUGCUUUAACAGGUCUUCAGCAAAUAUUUGAACCAAUGGCUCAGUUAAGUAAAUUUAUAAGAAUUGCAAGUGUAUUGUAUAUUACUAAAAAUUAUGGAUCAAGUUUUGAUGCAAUAAGUUCAGCAAUACCAUUAUUACCUUCAAAUAAUUUAAGAAGUUUGAGUAGUCUUCUUAUAACUGGAGGAACUCAAAGGCAUUUACAUUAUUUGCCUUUAUCUCGGUUUUCUGUUUUGCAGUAUUUGGUUAAAAUUUUACUAAGGUCUAUUUGGGAUAAUUUAGAAAAAAUGAAUUACAGUGAACUAUCAAUAGGAAAUAUAUUUGCCUUAGUGCAAUUGGACUGGCCUCAAGAAGAAGAGUUAAUUCCCCCACUAAUUGAACACAUAAAGCAAAAUGGGUCAUUUCAUUACCCAUUAUUUCAAAAUUAUCUUGUAAAUGUUGAUAUUUUGGAAGAGCUUACCUACCUUUGGACACAAGGAGGCCAAAUAACACUGGAUAUUUUACCACAUCUGGGGAGUCAAAGAAGAAUUGGUACAAGAGGUGCAGAUAAAGGCGCCAAAGAAGAAAUUAAACAAUGCAUUAAAAGACAAAUUGCAAGAAGUAAUGAAAACUUGGAUGAGCUUUUGGAAAAUUUUAUCACCCUCGAAAGAUAUCAUAUUAAAAAAUGCUUGGUAUAA
Molecule: messenger RNA, 1905 nt
Organism: Brassicogethes aeneus
Lineage: Eukaryota; Metazoa; Arthropoda; Insecta; Coleoptera; Nitidulidae
Source: the annotation of a GenBank genome assembly